Molecule: messenger RNA, 192 nt
Organism: Dentiscutata erythropus
Lineage: Eukaryota; Fungi; Glomeromycota; Glomeromycetes; Diversisporales; Gigasporaceae
Source: the annotation of a GenBank genome assembly
AAAAAUGAAGAAAAGUCAUGUAUCCAGCGCUCUAAAGGUGUUGAAGAUGCUCGUAGUGACCACGAAAUGGCAUGUCUCGAAGAGCAAGAAGAACUUUCUUCACUUAAGAAACAUGUUAGGCAAAGAAAACUUGAUGGACUAGGACAUAAGUUUGCAGAAACUCGCCCUACCAUCCCUAAGCAGUACGUUUAA